UGGUUGGUUCCCUCCCUGCCUCUGAGCGUCUGUGUCGUCAUCAGUCCACGCUGCUAACAGGAAGUGGAAAACAAACCAACUGCAGGUGUUGAAAACGAGGAAGUGAAAAGAUAGAAAAUAUAGCUCUUUCCGCCGUCAACAAAGAAAAAACCCUGAAGACAUUAGACUGUGUCUCCAGAUUUUAAAAGCGACCACAAAUGAGCUUAGGAAGCUAGCUUUCAAGCUAAUUCUGCUAACAAUAGUUAGCAAAGCCGCCUGAAAGUUGGAGCAGGAGGACAGGAAUACUCUGACAACCGCUAUGGACCACAAAGGGGAACUUCUGGAAGGAGCCAUGGGGCCGAAUCAGGAGGAGCUGCCACAGAUGGACGGAUCAUGCGACGCAUGUGAGCCCGAUGAGGCCCAGCCAGCAACCCUUGUGUGCCACAUCUGCAGCUUCGCCUUCUGCCCCGUCCACGCUGACGAGCAUUGCAGCAGCACAUGUCACACAUUGGUGCCUUAUGACUUCAAAGAGACACAGCCCAACGGUCCAGUUACAGAGAAAGACUCCACAGAUAGGGGCAAAACUGAGGAGAAGGCCAGAGGAGGCGGUGCAAAUCAGGGGGCUGCACUAGAUAACGGGGGCGACGGCGGAGAGGCAGAAGCAGCACAAAGUCCGUCACACCAGCAUGACGAGCCUGCUGAAGAGGCUGAGGGGGCCGGGGCAGGACCCGAUGCUGAAAAGAAGGACAGGGACAUUGUGACAGUUGAGAGGCUGCGCUGCAAGGAGCACGGCCAGGAAGGCUCGCUCUACUGUAAAGCCGACGAGAAGAUCAUCUGUGUGGUGUGUGCUGUGCAGGGGGAGCACAAGGGCCACGAGAUCAUCACCCUGCAUGAAGCCUAUGCAUUGCAGAAGAGCAAGCAGGGCUCUGACCUGUUAGGAUACACACAGCAGAUGGCAGAAAGGAUCAAAAUCAAGUGGACCAGCCCAGACAUCUCCAAAGAGGAACUUGAAGAGUACGUUAACAGUCAGUUUGAUGAACUUCGGAAGUUGGUACAUCUAGAGGAGAGGAGGACCCUUCACCUGGUGGACCUCAAAGAAGCCUUUCUCACAGCAUCUGCCGCUGAAAAAAUCGCUGAGAUCACUUCCGAAACCGAGAAACUGCAAGAAGAAAUGGACAACAUCACACAGCAGCUGUGCCUGCUGGAACAGGCCGAAGCUGUGGAGCAGCCCAUGGGACCCGCAGAGGUCCUGGCAGCAGUGGCUGGACCAGCCAGAAUGCUGCACAACAUUGAGGCCAGACCAAGGUUACCUGAGCCUAGGGCAAAUCCUCUGGACCAACAGGACUUCAAAGACAACGAUUCUGGACCGUCCAUGGACCACGCCCCCUGAUGGGAGCGGAUCAGCCUGGAUGUCCUUCCACCUGUCCGUCACAAUCUGCUUCAGCCAGCCUUCAGCAGAGCUGUGGAGCUGACCGCCUCCCUGUCACUCAUUCCCCCUUCCCGCCACUGCACUGCCUCCCACUUCUAGGACUGACCUUGAUCAAGGUUUCUGUGACAGAUAUGGAUGACUGUGUCUUUUCUACUCAAACUUUUUAAUUCGACACCAGCUACUAUUUCUCUUUAUCCGAAACACAUAAGUUAUGUUCAGUCAAUUACCAUCACGCACAAUUUCAACAGUCAGCCAGACCCUUGGCGUGCUGGUGAGCCCAGCUGUCAGAGAGGAGUCUGGGUAGGCAGCAGAGCACGAGCGUCUGUUGAGCCUAACAGAUGUCAGGAAUGGUAGAGUGUGACGGUGCCUUUUAUUUAUUCCAAAUUUCCCUUUGAUUCUGCCGCGUAUGCUCUCUGGACACUUUCCGACACAAAAAGGGAGCUGUUCUCUGAUGCCGCGAUGCCUUACUGAAGGGGAAUUUACCGCAGAGAUUUUCUUUGGUGUUUGCUUUUUGUUUGGAUUCUGAUUGUUCAAAAGUGUCCUUGCGCUCGUCUCGUUCGUCUGUGCCCUGUCACACCCUUAAGCAGUCUGUGCUGCCAGCUGAUGUUUAAUGCUUGUAACAUUUUUUACACUUCCCAUUGGGGUUUGUUAGAUCAGUCACCAGCAUCACGGGACGUUUCGGUUUGUAUUGAUUGGGAAAUGUUGCUGAGUCUGGAUAAAAAUCGAACCGUAGCAAGACUGUA
Molecule: messenger RNA, 2151 nt
Organism: Oryzias latipes (Japanese medaka)
Lineage: Eukaryota; Metazoa; Chordata; Actinopteri; Beloniformes; Adrianichthyidae
Gene: trim44
Product: tripartite motif containing 44
Molecular function (GO): zinc ion binding
Source: RefSeq, a predicted model, not a curated record